Molecule: messenger RNA, 555 nt
Organism: Symbiodinium sp. CCMP2592
Lineage: Eukaryota; Dinophyceae; Suessiales; Symbiodiniaceae
Source: the annotation of a GenBank genome assembly
AUGAAUGCCGUCUUCGAGGUCCGGGUGGUGGUACUGGGUCUAGUGCCUCUUCACAGCCUCCAGGUCCAGUGCCUGGAGUGCCUGGAGUGCCUGGAGUGCCUGGAGUGCCUGGAGUGCCUGCAGCAUCAGUGCCUGUGUCUCCUGGUUCGUGCCUUGCGACUUCGGCUCCUGGUUCGUGCCUUGCUGCAUCAGUGCCUUUGGCUGGUCUUGGUGGUACUUCGCUGCCUCUGCCUGGUGGUCCGUACCUGGGUGGGACAGUGCCUCUGGCUGGUGGUCCGUGCCUGGGUGGGACACUGCCUCUGGCUGGUGCUUCGUGCCUGGGUGGGACAGUGCCUCUGGCUGGUGCUUCGUGCCUGGGUGGGACACUGCCUCUGGCUGGUGCUUCGUGCCUGGGUGGGACAGUGCCUCUGGCUGGUGCUUCGUGCCUGGGUGGGACUUUGCCUCCCUGCCCUGGUGUUGGUACUGCGCCUGGCCUCGGUGCGUGCCUUGGUGGCCUUCGUCCACCUCCUAGGCCACCUGUUAACGUACCUGGAGUUCGCACUGUGGUCCCAUUGA